Messenger RNA from Lethenteron reissneri (Far Eastern brook lamprey), 3211 nucleotides. RefSeq names its product trans-L-3-hydroxyproline dehydratase (gene L3HYPDH). The record is from RefSeq and is a predicted model, not a curated record. Gene Ontology annotation, molecular function: hydro-lyase activity. Lineage: Eukaryota; Metazoa; Chordata; Hyperoartia; Petromyzontiformes; Petromyzontidae.
AGUUCUUGCCGCGACGUGGCCACUCCGUGGGUGUUGCUGUCGACGCAGCGAGUUGGAGAGACAAAGACGGGGGGUGGAGGGAGUCGAAGCUGAGCCCACAGAGACGGCGACAUCCCUCGCAUCGCGCUCAGCUACGCGGUGCGUGCCUUUUUGUCUUGUGUUAAGAUACAUUUUUGCGUUGCACUUUCACCGCUCGUGCCACACACAUCCAGUCAUAUCCACCUCCAGGCACCCAUCCACGAUUAGCCACUGGACCAUAGCCACUCACAGUCACCACCUAUCCACACAGAGAACCACCCGCUCACACUACCAUCCACCUUGCCAUCACCCACCCACUGUAAACCACACACAUUAAUCCACCCACCCACCAAGUCAUUCAUUCACCCACACAAUCAUUCAUCCAUUCAGUUACCCACAUUGCCACUAACCCACACAACCACUCAGCCACCCACCCACCCCAGUCACUCAUCCACAUAGCCACUCAUCCACCCACCCAAUCACCCACCCACACAGCCACUCACCCAUCCACCCACUCAGUCAUCCACACAGCCACUCACCCAUACAGCCACUUACACACCCGCCCACCCAAUCUCUCACCCACCAGUCACUCACCCACACACCCACCCACUCAGUCACCCAAACACCCACCCAUCUAAUCUCCCACCCAGUCAGUCACUCACCUACACACCCACCUACUCAGUCACCCACACACCCACCCAUCUAAUCACCCACCCAGUCAGUCACUCACCUACACACCCACCCACUCAGUCACCCACACAGCCACUUACACACCCACCCAAUCACCCACCCAGCCACACACCCACACAGCCACUUACACACCCACCCAAUCACCCACCCAGCCACACACCCACACAGCCACUUCCACACCCACCCACCUAAUCACCGACCCAGUCAGUCACUCACCUACACACCCACCCACCCAAUCACCCACCCAGCGACACACCCACACAGCCACUUACACACCCACCCAAUCACACACCCAGCCACACACCCACACAGCCACUUACACACCCACCCACCCAAUCACCCACCCAGCCACACACCCACACAGCCACUUACACACCCACCCAAUCACCCACCCAGCCACACACCCACAUAGCCACUUACACACCCACCCAAUCACCCACCCAGCCACACACCCACGCAUUCAGCAGUGGCCAUGAGCGGCCCAGGCUCCGGCGUUCGCGCCACCCUGGCGAGCAUCGCGGCCGACACCACGCGGCCUCUCCCGGGCUGCGGCGCGACGCCACCCAUGUCCGUGCUGGACAUGCACACGGGCGGCGAGCCGCUGCGGGUCGUGCUGGCCGGCUGGCCCGACGAGGCGGCGCUGGGGCCCGGCGCGGCCGCCACGCGGAGGGCCCUGCUGGCCGGCGCGCGGCACGACGCGGCGCGCCGCCUGCUGAUGAACGAGCCGCGCGGCCACCGGGACAUGUACGGCGCCGUGCUGGCCGAGCCGGCCGAGCCCGGGGCCCACCUGGCGGCCGCCUUCGUGCACAACGAGGGCUGCAGCACGAUGUGCGGCCACGCCGUGCUGGCCCUCGGCCGCUUCGCCGUCGACUUCGGCCUCGCGCCGUCCCCCGCCGAGGGGGCGGACGGCGCCGAGCUGGAGACGGAGGUGCGCAUCGAGGUGCCGUGCGGGCUCGUCACCGCGUUCGUGCGGCGCGGCGCCGACGGAGCCAGCGACCCCCACGUCCGCUUCCACAGCGUGCCCGCCUUCGCCUUCAGCCUGGACGAGCUGGUCGCGGUGCCGGGCUACGGGCAGCUGGCCGUGGACGUCGCCUACGGCGGCACGUUCUACGCCUUCCUGAGCGCCUCGUCGCUGGGCCUGGACGUCCGCUCGUCCUCCACCAAGGCGCUGGUCGAAGGGGCCACCGCAGUGACGGAGGCGGUGAAGAAGCAGGUGCGGCUCUUCCACCCGGACGGCGAAGAGCUGGCGUUCCUCUAUGGCACCAUCCUCACCGACGGGAGUGAUGGAUUCUCGGAGGAGCCCACGGCCAACGUUUGCGUCUUCGCAGACGCCCAGGUGGACCGGAGCCCCACGGGGUCGGGGGUGACGGCCCGCGUCGCCUUGCAGCACCGCAGGGGCCUCCUGAGCCUUGGCCAGACGCGGCGCUUUGAGAGCGGCACCACGGGCUCCGUGUUCAGCGGCAAGGCCAUCGCGGAGCUACGCUGUGGCCGGUUCCCAGCCGUGAUCGUGGAGGUCGGCGGAGAGGCGCACUACGUCGGCACGGCGCGCUUCUCCCUGGAGGAGGGCGACCGGCUCGGAGCGGGAUUCCUCCUGAGAUGAGCCGCCCCCCGCAACGAGGGCACGCGACCGCCGGGCCCUCCGCUACGAUGGAGUGCGGCGGGGACGCUCGCGCCGAUUGGAGUCGCGCCGGGCCGCCCACGGCCACCAGAGGCACCGCCGCGCGAUCGCCGGGGCGUUCCGGAGAAACUCCACGGGGGCGGUGCUGGUGGGGCUGCCAGCCCUGGCUUGCUGAUAAAUAAUUGCGGCGAAUGCUGGCUCUCGCGACGUUGGGUUUAAGUUCUGAUGGAUGCACGCUCAGAUUUUGAAUUAGCACAGAUGGCGAUUGCAGAUGAAGCCCGAUUUCCGAAAAAUUGCACGUAUUGAGGAUGUACAAUCUCUCUUGUUCUUGAAUAAAAAUGCGAAUGAAUGAAUGUGUAAAAAAAUAUUACAAAGCGAUUUAAAAUAUAACGGCAGUUUACGUUUUGUAAAAAGUCGCCUGCCGAUGUGAACCGUACUUUGGCGGUAAGGUGGAGCCCUAAGGUGGCCACGUCUCUCACAGUCGCUGGCGGAGGGUGCCGUCGCUGCUUUAACGCGCGGGCAGGACACGGGUGGUGGCCGCGCACGCUCACCCACGUAGGUUCACCGCUGGGUCGCUCCGUCGUCACGUUCGAAAACAUCCGUUGCCCGUCGUGGCCAGCGGUGGAAAAUCGAGAUCUCACGGCACGCGCUGAGCGGCACGUUCGGCGGCUCUCCGCGCGUUGCAUGGGGAACGAUCAAAACAACACAAGGCGAGCGUGCUUUAUUGCUCAGCCGAGUACAAACAGAGCCGGGGAACGGCCCUUUGUGCGUCUGCGCGGAGUAAAUUCUCACGCUCGCGUAACGGCUCGCACUGCGUAAAUAAAUGUAUUUGGGGCAGACCGGCAAAAGCAGAAGCGGAGCCGCGUGGACGUUACUUCACGAGCG